AUGGCUCCUGUUGUCGAGCUCCCUAUGGACGGACUGGCCUACCGUGGGUUCACCAUGAUCCUGUAUGAUGUACUGGACUCGCUAGGUGUUCCCACAGAGGAGAUCGAGUACGUGUGCCGGGGUGAGCCUAGACCCGACGGGUUCAAGGGCCACAUCAUGGUCCAUCUCAAGGUCCCCGCCAGCGAGUUCAUACCCGUGUUGCGUGCCUUCAAGACACUAGAGGUGGAGAACUCCAUCGCUUCGUGCGUGCAGUCCGUCUCACGCACUGCUCUUCGUAGUGUGAUGCGUGAUGCACACGACUACCUCAAGACGGGACCGUACCGCCUGCUGCCUACCGCUCUGGACCUCAACAGGUUCUCGGAGCCACAGAUCACUGCUAUAGACCGUGCUGCGUGUGACGAGGAUCGCUACAUCAUGGAUGUGGAGAUGCAGAACCGCCGCUACCGAGACCUCCUGUUCCAUUGCGACGAGGAGUUCCUCAAGGUGGAGCGCAAGGUGGAGGAGAUGGUCGGCAAGCUCGAGGAGCGCAUGGGCUAUGACAGAAUGAAGACCUUCUACGAGACCUGUGAGAAGUCACUUCGGGAGGAGAUCACCAACCUCAAGGACAAAGUGCUUGAGUGCGAGGAUCGGAUUGAGCGUCAGAGGCUUACCCUGAGGGAGUUCCACGAGAAGGAGAAGCACCGUGGCAUCAAGAAGCUUGCCUUGGAGGCCCGUUGCAACACAAUGGAGAAGCUGGCUGUGGAGGCUGCCGUCACCACCACCUACAACAUGCAUCACCUGGACAAGGUGAACCGCAUCAGCCAGGCUUGGAUCAACGCUGAUCGCAAGCGCGUCCAGGAGAUCAGGAAGGUCCAGGACGUCCUCUUACCUGGGAUGCGCAAGAAGCUGUGCAGACAGCCCUUCCAUGUUGAGGCCACCAAGCUCAACUUCAAGGCUUGCCCGACGGAGGGUUACUCAGAGGUUCUGAGGACAGAGAUGCUGGACUAUGCUCUCACCUAUGUCGCGAGGAUCCACCGCUCCGACGACGAGCUCCGUGCCAUGGAGGGCACUCCUGAGGCUUCCACUUCCGGUCCUUCUGCACCACCCGUCACUCCCAGACAGGAGUAG
Messenger RNA from Miscanthus lutarioriparius, 1107 nucleotides. The record is from the annotation of a GenBank genome assembly. Lineage: Eukaryota; Viridiplantae; Streptophyta; Magnoliopsida; Poales; Poaceae.